AUGUGGAAAGAGUUACUGGAACCGGUGGAGAAUGACGGAGUAACUGGCUUUACUUUAGAAGCUGAGGACGAGGGUGCCGAUGCAACGGAAGCUGGACCAUCAACAACACUGGUGUCCAUUAAAACGCUGUCUAAACCAGCAGGAGUCUCUAAGAGCUCGCGAAAAAGCCCCGAAAAGCUACGUCGACGACGGUUGAUCGACUCGCUGGUUGAGCAAACCAUCCAGCAGAGUGAUAAUGACGAAGAUAUGCUAGAUUCCGAUGAGUCGGAUAGUGUCCCAUCGCUGGCCUUGCCGUUGGGGCUUCCUGGUACAACAGAUAUACCAAGCAGCCAGGGUCUAGCGCCGGAACUUCCAGGAUCAACCGCUCUAUCAACAAGUCAGGGCUCCCAAAAUGUGGGACUGAAGUUCACAUAUAGUCGGCAGCGGUCGAUGCUUGCGGAGCAGGAUCUCAUGCAAGAAUUGGCUCUUGAUAUGCCGUCGCAACCAGCCCAAGCCCCGAAUGGUAGAAGACCGCGUAGAGGCUCCAUCCCUACUCUUCAACCUCUACAAAGCUUUCACGAGGAAGAGGAAGAUGAUGAGGGCGCAGUAGGUAUUCGAAGUGUUCACGAACUAAGACAAGCGGGCGCAAAUAACCGGUUCAUGGAUGAGAUCGAGGACUUCCUUGAUCGAAUUGGUACCCCAUCUACUCCUGCUUCUUCAAUGAGGCGCUCUGGCCUUCUGGAACUUGCAAGUAAGAUGAAAGACAAGGAUUUUGUGCGAAAAUUCCGUGCCAAUGGCGUGGAGCAACGGCUGUUUGUCCAUCUAGGCCAGGAGACAGAUUUGAUAGCAGGAUUUGUCAUGGUAUCAAUCCUCAUUGCUGUGCUGGUCGAUACUAGCAUGCCACACGUUGUAGCCCAACUGCGUCGUCAUGGAAUUACCAGACUGCUCAUUCGGCUUCUCGAAUGCGAAAGGGGUAUCGUUCCCCUAAGCAAGGAUCGUAAGAGCAACAUGUCGAAGAUUGCUCAAUCAUCUAUUUCAGAACAUCAGGAGUUCCUACUUAAAUUGCCUGUUUGGGAGGAGUUACAACCACGUAUCACCACGCCACGCACGACGGCAUUGAAAUGCCUUGAGCUCAUGAUUCGACAGACGAGGGAGGCUGGAAAUUCCGGAGACAUUAUCUCCAAGGAGUUGACCACCAACUUGUUUUCAAUCUUGAAGUCUGCAUCAGAAGAGAGCUCAUGGGAGCUACCGAACGGACAACAAGCCAUUGACUUCUGCCUUGCAUUAUCUGCCCUCGAGUCACACUCCAUCGCUGCAAGGACUGCCCAUGAUGAAUCAAUUUGGAUUGGCGACUACCUUCCCGUAAUCGCAGAUACGCUCGAGACUGCAUUAUCCAGACCAGCUGACGAGUUUGGCUUACUGCAAGUGUUGAUCUUACGGCUUACCCUGAAUGUUACCAAUAACAAUCCGAAAGCGUCAGAUGUUUUCGCAAGAGAGGCACUAAUGGCCGUCAUGGGUCAAGCUAUUGUGACAAAAUUCAGGAUGAUCUCGCGCUUCUUGACGGAGGAGGAAUUUUCGAUCGCCAUGGACCACCUCAUCCUCGUACUAGGGGUGAUGAUCAACUUUGCUGAGUGGAGUUCUCUUGCUCGAGCAAGUCUACAGAUCUUGCGGGGCAAGGACAAUGAUCCAUUGGGAGACAUGAUACAACUUUUCGUAGAGAACCAGGCUAGGACAUCAGAGGCCGAAUCCGUCGAAGAAAGUCAGAAGAAUGUUGCUUUUGGCUACCUCUCUGUUCUCCUGGGAUACCUUUCUCUAUCACCUGACAUCGCAGAGCGAAUUCGGGUGCAACAACCUCAAAGGACUAUUCGGCCUCUCGUAUCUUCCAUCGAGGAAUUUAUUGGACAUCAUAAGACUGUCGAUGAUCUCAUUGGGACUGAUGAAGAUGGCCACAGUGCACGUACUGGCCUAACAGAGCGACUGGAGAGCCUCGUUGCCAAAUUGAAAGAGAUCAAAUUGGCCGGCAAAAAGUGA
This is a messenger RNA of Amorphotheca resinae ATCC 22711, 2010 nucleotides long. RefSeq lists its product as hypothetical. NCBI's taxonomy places the organism in Eukaryota, Fungi, Ascomycota, Leotiomycetes, Helotiales, Amorphothecaceae. Gene Ontology annotation, biological process: regulation of chromosome condensation. The coding region runs from base 1 to 2010 and encodes 669 amino acids. The record is from RefSeq and is a predicted model, not a curated record. The transcript is spliced from 2 exons.